Drosophila montana is the source of this 2022-nucleotide messenger RNA. RefSeq lists its product as uncharacterized. The transcript has 2 exons. NCBI's taxonomy places the organism in Eukaryota, Metazoa, Arthropoda, Insecta, Diptera, Drosophilidae. The record is from RefSeq and is a predicted model, not a curated record. The coding region runs from base 31 to 1989 and encodes 652 amino acids.
UCAUUCAUACAAAAUUCUUAAGCUACAACAAUGUUUCGCCUAGUGAAAAAUAAUGGUAAACUUAUACUUGUAGUCCUAGUACUUUUAGUUAUUUUCAUAUUUGUAAAUCGUGAUGCGAACGUUGUUGUAAUUGAGGAAAGUACACAACCCACUCUAAAUCGUUUAUUUAAUGUGCAGUCACCGAUUAGCAAUAAGCCCGAUAAAAUUUCUUCGUCAAAACAAAAUUUCUGGGUCUUAGACCAUAAAUGUAAAAUUCCAAGACUUGAUCCAUUUUCCGAGGACGUCAUGAACAUUUUUAGGCCCCCCAAAUUUAAGCAAUGUACAGAUCAGCCCGAUUUAUUUGCCGUUCGAUAUGAUCAGAAGGAGAAGCAAUAUAUCUUACAAUUCAAUGAGUCUCUGUUCGUUCAGCUGUUUCCAAAUAUUUUCGACUAUGGCUGUGUUUUUCAUGAGAUAAUUCAAGGACCAGAUGAUUCCCUUACCUGGAAAAAGAGAUCAAUUUUUUCCGGUGGGGAUUGGAUCGUACCUCGUUACGUUCAAGGUAUUGUAGUGGAAUGUUUUGAGAUGCGCAACAGAUCACGAGUCCUUCAUUGGGACGCAUUUUCAUUUGUCCAGUAUCCAGUCAAUUGCAACGAGAAGAGCGAUGAAGAACGCAGUCGGACCUAUCCUAGUGUUAUAAUGCUGGGCAUUGAUUCCAUGUCGCAGAUGAACUUUCAGAGAACAAUGCCGCUCACAGCUCAGUUUGUGCGUCAGCUGGGCUGGUAUGAGAUGCUUGGCUAUAACAAAGUCGGCGAUAAUUUGCUCCACAAUUUCAUAAUUUUAUUAACGGGUCGAUCACCGCAACAGUGGCUGUCAUUUUGCAAUAUAAAGAAGCCGGGCUGCCUGGACGCAAUCACUUUCCUCUGGGAUCAUUUUCGCAAUUCCGGUUAUUUGACAGCAUUUGCCGAGGACAUUCCCACCUUUACUUUCACUCGAAGACCGGUGGAUUAUUAUCUAAAUCCUAUAUUGAAAGCAUUCGAGAAGAUCAUGACAAAGGUCAAACGCCUUAAAUACGACUACUGUUUGGGCCGUAAACAGAGUUUCCGGUACGUUUUUGACUAUUGUCUUCAGCUGGUUCAGCGUUUUGUACACGAGACGCCAAAGCCCUUCUUUGGGCUCUUCUGGACGAAAAGUUUUAGCUAUGACGAUUUUAGUGGAGCGGCAAAUGUGGAUAAGGAUUUUGUGAGUUACCUUGAGCAGUUCAAGGAGCAUGGCUUAUUCGAAAGAGCAGUUGUCAUUCUGUUCAGCCUGCAUGGACAACACAAGGGACCCCUGAUGGAGCUGUCAUCAAGCUUUUUGGAAGAGCGAUUGCCUUUUCUACACAUUUAUUUACCUCCCUGGUAUCGAAAGCAGUAUCCAAAAAUCGCGCAUGCACUUGACGUGAAUCGUCGUCGGCUGAGCUCCACCGGAGACUUGCACCUAACCAUUAAGGAACUGCUCCUGCAGGUGCAUCCUGGCAUUUCCUAUCAGUUACAAUGCCCAACAUGUAAGUCAUUAUUUGAGGUUCUGCCCGCCAAUCGCAGUUGCUACGAUGCCGACAUUCCCAGUCAUUGCUGCAGCUGCGAGCCGCAUACCAGAGUGCCAAAGAGCGUUUCGGUGGAAGAAAUGGCCAAGUUAGUUGUAUAUCGCAUUAGGCAAUAUCUGAAGGUGAAUAAUUAUGAAGGGCAGUGUUACAACUUGGAGUUUAGGAAUUUAUUAAGAGCUGAUCGCAAGCAGUUCUUAGAUGUCAAUGGGAACGAGGUGGAGCCAUAUAAUGGAGUUUAUUCGUAUCGCUUGAGGUUUACAACACGACCAAAAGGUGCGUUUCGUGCAACAGUUUUAACCAAUCUGAAAGGUAAUGUCGUGAAAGUGCGCGAGGAACUGAUCGAUCGAUUGAAUUUCGAUCGAAAUGACUCUUAUUGCGUGAAUACACCCAUAGCCAAGCAGUUUUGCAUUUGCAGACCAUCGACCUAAAUAUUUAUCAUUUAAGAAAAGAGAUGAAGUAAG